This is a messenger RNA of Fraxinus pennsylvanica, 858 nucleotides long. NCBI's taxonomy places the organism in Eukaryota, Viridiplantae, Streptophyta, Magnoliopsida, Lamiales, Oleaceae. The record is from the annotation of a GenBank genome assembly.
AUGGUAGUACUCGAACCAAUUUCAACUUCUCCAGUUCAAGAAUCCACCAAAGAAAAGUCAAGUACUGCAACAAUGGGAGAGGAAUCACUUUACGGACCCGGAAAUACUGUUGAAUCCGCAACGACUGUGACUUCCGAAAACGAUUCUGAUGGGUACGAAACCGCCAGCGAAACUGAGAUAAAUGACGCCGAUCGAGAACCGGAAAACAACAACAAUACUGUUGGAAACCAUGAUAAUGGUGAUGAUCUCGUAAGGCGUGACGUCAAGGAAGAAGAAGAACGAAAGGAGGAAAGUGAAUCCGGAGGCAAUGAACUCAAUGAGAAAGCCUUGGCACAAGCGAAUGAUGCAAAACUUGAGGGCAAUUCUUUAUUUAAAUCUGGACUAUAUGAAGAAGCGCUGUUAAAGUACGAGCUCGCAGUACAAGUUGCACCAGAUGGGCCUUCCUCUGCUGAAAUAUGUUCUAUUUGCCAUGCAAAUCGAGCCGCUUGUUUCUCCAAACUGGGAAAAUUUGAAGAGACAAUCAAGGAAUGUACGAAGGCAUUAGAUCUAAAUUCUACGUACCUAAGAGCACUGCAAAGAAGAGCGGAGGCACGCGAAAAGCUUGAACAAUACGAAGAGGCUAUUUCUGACAUGACAAAAAUCUUGGAAUUGGAUCACUCAAAUGACCAAGCUAGGAGAAGCAUCAUUCGGUUAAAACCAUUAGCAGAUGAAAAGCGUGAAAAGAUUAAGGAAGAGAUGAUUGGGAAACUGAAAGAAAUGGGAAAUAGCAUUCUGGGUCGUUUUGGGAUGAGCACCGACAACUUCAAAGCUGUCAAAGAUCCUAAUACUGGCUCAUAUUCGCUUUCCUUUCAGCGCUAG